Momordica charantia (bitter melon) is the source of this 1841-nucleotide messenger RNA. RefSeq names its product Tetratricopeptide repeat (TPR)-like superfamily protein (gene HCF152). Gene Ontology annotation, molecular function: protein binding. Lineage: Eukaryota; Viridiplantae; Streptophyta; Magnoliopsida; Cucurbitales; Cucurbitaceae. The record is from RefSeq and is a predicted model, not a curated record.
GCCUGUGCUAACAUGGGUGGCUAUGACAAGUUUCUGCAGUUGUUUGAGGAAAUGAGGGAAUUUCGUGUUGAGCCUGAUGUUUUGACUUACAAUGUCAUGAUCAAGCUGUGUGCUAGAGCUAAUAGGAAGGAUCUAAUUGUGUAUGUCUUGGAGAUGAUUCUUGCAAAGGAUAUUCCUAUGUGUAUGACGACUUUGAACUCGGUCGUGGCGGCUUAUGUCGGGUUUGGAGAUUUGGAAACAGCUGAGAAGGUAGUUCAAGCAAUGAGGGAAGGGAAAAGAGAUCUUUGCAGGAUCCUCAGGGAUGGUAAUUUGGAUGAGAUCGAGGAUAUGGAAGAUUUGGAAGAAGAUGAAGACGAGGUAUUCAAGAAGUUGCUUCCUAAUUUGAAUGAAGAAAGUGAUUCGGAGCCACCAUUGUUACCAAAAGCCUAUUCUCCUAACUCGAGAAUUUACACAACUCUGAUGAAAGGGUAUAUGAAUGAGGGUCGAGUAGCUGACACGAUGCGCAUGCUCGAGGCGAUGAGACACCAGGAUGAUAGAUCCAGUCAUCCUGACCAUGUAUCAUACACGACUGUGGUUUCAGCUCUAGUAAAGACAGGGUCAAUGGACCGAGCCCGCCAAGUGCUAGCUGAAAUGACAAGAAUUGGGUGUCCUGCAAAUCGUAUUACCUACAAUAUUCUCCUAAAGGGUUAUUGCAGGUUGCUUCAGAUGGACAAGGCCAAGGAGCUGCUUAAGGAGAUGGUUGAUGGGGCAGGUAUUGAACCUGAUGUGGUUUCUUAUAACAUAUUGAUUGAUGGAUGCAUACUGGUCGACGAUAGUGCAGGAGCUCUUGCCUUCUUUAAUGAGAUGCGGUCGAAAGGAAUAGCACCCACCAAGGUUAGUUACACCACUCUGAUGAAAGCUUUUGCUCAGUCAGGUCAGCCAAAGCUGGCGAGGAAAGUAUUUGAUGAAAUGCUGAAUGAUCCUAGGGUGAAAGCUGAUAUAGUAGCCUGGAAUAUGUUGAUUGAAGGGUAUUGUAGACUAGGAUUGAUAGAAGAAGCAAAGCAAUUAGUUCAGAAAAUGAAAGAGAGUGGAUUUUUCCCAGAUGUUUCUACAUAUGGAAGUCUUGCCAAUGGAAUUUCUUUAGCUAGAAAACCAGGUGAAGCCCUUCUGCUAUGGAAUGAAGUAAAGGAGAGAUGUGCAGUGAAGGGAGGAAACAAGCCUGAUUCUUCGUCUCCCCCUCCCUUGAAACCAGAUGAAGGACUGUUGGAUACUCUGGCUGAUAUAUGUGUCCGGGCUGCUUUUUUUAGGAAGGCUUUAGAAAUUGUGGCUUGCAUGGAAGAGAAUGGGAUACCACCCAAUAAGACAAAGUACAGUAGAAUUUAUGUUGAAAUGCAUUCUAGGAUGUUUACUAGUAAACAUGCAUCAAAGGCCAGACAGGACAGAAGGAUUGAGAGGAAGAGAGCAGCAGAGGCUUUCAAGUUUUGGUUGGGUUUGCCCAAUUCUUAUUAUGGGAGUGAGUGGAGAUUGGAUCCCUUAGAUCGUGAUGAUUAAGGUUUCAGAUCAUUUCAACUGAUGGUCGGUCAUUCACUGUCUUCUACCUCAACUAUUCAGUAGGUCACUACAAUACAUUGUCAAGGACUCCAAUAGAAAAUAAUGGGAAAAAGUAAAGACGAAAAACUCAAAAUUUUUAUAGUGCAUAUGUGAUUUUGUAGAAGUUUUCUGAGGGAAGAUAAUACAUUGGGCUACAUAGUGCCAAAAAAAAGUGCUUAUAUGUAUAUGUUACCUGUGCGUGUCUAAACUAGUUUGUUACACUUGGUGACCAUCCUAAUUUGGCUAUAUGACCUGAAAGUUAUUUGAAUUUA